AUGGGAGGCUGCUUCGCCAAGAGUCAAAAUGACGAUGAUGAUUCAGAGCACCCAAUUGAAUUUGCUGGUGGAAACGUGCAAGUCGUUUCCACUGAGGAGAGUUGGAAAGAGCAUCUAGCAGAAGCAAGCAAGGAUGGGAAAACGGUGGUUGCCAAUUUCAGUGCAACGUGGUGUGGUCCUUGCAGAAUGAUAGCGCCAUUCUACACGGAGCUGUCUGAGAAACAUCCAUCACUAGUUUUUCUUUCGAUCGAUGUGGAUGAACUAACGGAAUUGAGCACUUCGUGGGAGAUUAAAGCAACGCCAACGUUCUUCUUUCUGAGAGAUGGGAAACAAGUGGAUAAACUAGUGGGAGCCAACAAGCCAGAACUGCAGAAGAAGAUUACAGCGAUCGUAGACUCAGGCGGCGGCCAUUGUGAAGAGAAGUGA
Linum trigynum is the source of this 426-nucleotide messenger RNA. Lineage: Eukaryota; Viridiplantae; Streptophyta; Magnoliopsida; Malpighiales; Linaceae. The record is from the annotation of a GenBank genome assembly.